This is a messenger RNA of Cavia porcellus (domestic guinea pig), 1495 nucleotides long. It is a transcript of the gene Zglp1, whose product is annotated as zinc finger GATA like protein 1. Gene Ontology annotation, biological process: oocyte development; spermatogenesis; regulation of transcription by RNA polymerase II. Gene Ontology annotation, cellular component: nucleus. The transcript is spliced from 5 exons. The coding region runs from base 501 to 1313 and encodes 270 amino acids. Gene Ontology annotation, molecular function: zinc ion binding; sequence-specific DNA binding. The record is from RefSeq and is a predicted model, not a curated record. Lineage: Eukaryota; Metazoa; Chordata; Mammalia; Rodentia; Caviidae.
AUAUGCUGGCUUUUUUUUUUUUUUGCACCGGAAAUGGAACUCAUGACCUCAAGCUUGCCAGGCAGGCGCCUCUGCCGCUGAGCUAAAUCCCCGCCUCAGGCUGGUUUUGAACUCACUUGUGGCCCAGUUGGCUUCCAACUCGCAGAGAACCUCCUGUCUCAGCCUCCCAAGCGCUGGAAUUACUGGGGUGUGCCACCAGCCCAGCUUGGGACGCCCCUCUUCUGACAGCACUGGGCUCUCCGCACCCCUACGGCGGUGGAGGGAUUUGCAGGGAUCCGGAAGGAACAGUGGCCACUCUGAGGGGCGGGAUGCAGCCACCCGGGCCCUGAGGGCUGUGCAGGAGCCCAGGAGGGCCCCGCCCCCCCCAGCUGCGCCUCUUUGCACCGGGAGCCGAAGCGCCCCGACGCCACCUCCGCCCACAGGUGGCGCCCAUUCUCAUCAGGGCUUCUCCGCGGGGGCGGGGCGGCCACCGAGAUUGGGACGGGGACCGGGCUGGCACCAUGGAGGCUGAUCUUGCCCCGGACCUGCUGAGGGAGCUGCUGGCCCCACCGCGUCUGGACCCCGAGCCGCCCCCGGGACCCUCGGCCCAGCGGCAGCCGCGGCCCGUGCAGUGCCCCAGGCCCGGUGGCAGGUCCCUCUGGCCCGUGUGUCAGGACUCUGUCACCAUCCUGCGGCUUCUGCAAGAGACAGAAGAGGGCCAGGCCCUGGCCCCCACCCAGGCCGCCCAGGCCUUGGGGGCCUGCUGGGAGCCUGUGGCCCGGGGGGCUGCAGGCCCCCUGACCAUGGCCAGGAGUUCCAAGAACAAGCAGAUCCUGGGCAGCAGAAAGUGUCGCAGCCGGGAGUCCCCUAGGCCAGCUGCAGCCCCGCCCCAGAGAAGGUCCCGAAAGCAGCCCAAGCCUCGCCAGGGAGCCAAGCGGGUGGACCCCGCGUUCAAGGGGGUGACCCUGAAGUUCCAGAUCAAGGCGGAUUCCAGCCUGCAGAUCUCACCCACCUACAGCCUGGCCGGCAGCAGCCAAACUGAGGGAGCCCCCGAGAGCCCUGCCAGCACCGCCGCCACCGAGCCCAACCCCAGAGCUAGCGAGGCCCUGGGGCCCCGGCGCUGUGCGUCCUGCAGGACCCAGAGGACGCCCCUCUGGAGAGACGCCGAGGACGGGACCCCACUCUGCAAUGCCUGUGGGAUCAGGUAUAAGAAGUAUGGUACCCGCUGCUCGGGUUGCUGGCUGGUGCCCAGGAAGACUGUCCAGCCCAAGAAGCUCUGUGGCAGAUGCGGGGUGUCCCUGGGCCCUCUCGAAGGCCCAUCUCAGGCAGUGUAAGCUGUCUUUCAGCCAGCUGAGUCUGUUCUACCUCAGUUUCCCCAGGGAAAGAAGGGGCAGAGCUCCCAACGAGUGAGGAGAAAUCCAGCCAGCCCGCGUGCAGGGGUCCCAGGGUGGAGACUGGCCCCCCUCUUCCGCCCAAUCAGGCUUGGCUGGGCCCCAAAUAAAGGAAGUUCUCAGUA